AUGGCCUACAAGCAAGACGAACCACCCGCCUACGGUCCUCCCCCAGGUGCCCCUCAGCCUACCUACGGUGGCUAUCAGCAAGAUCCAUACCAGCAGGGCCCUCCGCCGGGUCAGCAACCCUACUAUCAGCAAGGUCCUCAAAUGGGAUACUACAACCAGCAGCAAGGUCCCUUCCCAGCUGGACAGGGCCCCUAUCCUCCUCAGCCAGGUCCUUAUGGCCAGCCCGGCGGCCCUCCCCCUCAAGGCUACUAUCCCGAAGACGAUAGAAGAGGUGGCGGUUCCGGAGGUGGCCUCAUGACUGGAUUGCUCGCCGGUCUGGCAUGCUGCUGCUGCUUGGACUGCCUCUUCUAA
Fusarium keratoplasticum is the source of this 351-nucleotide messenger RNA. RefSeq names its product CYSTM domain-containing protein. The transcript has a single exon. NCBI's taxonomy places the organism in Eukaryota, Fungi, Ascomycota, Sordariomycetes, Hypocreales, Nectriaceae. The record is from RefSeq and is a predicted model, not a curated record. The coding region runs from base 1 to 351 and encodes 116 amino acids.